UCGGUGGCCUUAUCAUCGCCCGCUUGCGCUCCCGCUGGGUGGAUGUUAUGGCUCUUUCGCUUCUCCCGCACGCUAACGUCGCCGCCCGAGUGGCCACUCGAAACCACCCGCCGCCAGCCUCUACUCCUACCCUUCUCCGUCGUCGGAACCCUAAUCCUCUGCAGCGCCAUUCCUCUUCCUCCUCCUCCGACGCGGCCGCAACCUCCACUGCCCUCCAAUGCCCACACUUCCAGUCAUGCUCCGGUUGCACCCACGAGUGGAAUCUUGAUCGGCCGCCCGUGAUCGAAGAAGCUAUCGAGUUCUUCAAGAGCCUCGGCGUCUCAGAUUUUACGUUCGAGAGUGGAAGACUGUGGGAAUGGAGAUGUCGGGCAAAACUUGUGGUUCGUGGAACACCAGAGAACCCCUUGAUUGGAUUGUAUCAGGAAGGCACACAUGACAUUGUGGAUAUUCCAAUGUGUAGAGCACAUCAUCCAAAUAUUAAUGCUGCAGUUGACCUCUUAAAACAAGGCAUUUCUAAGUUGAAAGUGGAAUUAUAUGAUGAAGAGUUAGGUACCGGUGAUCUGCGAUAUGUACAGAUGGCUGUAACAACAUAUAAUACGUCUCUGCCAGUUUCAGACAGAUAUCAAAAUGGAAAAGUACAGAUUUCACUUGUUUGGAACUCAAGAAAUGAACACUCGGAGAAUCAUGAAAAGUUGAAUGCUUUGUCUAAUUUUUUGUGGAGAAAUGGUGGAGCAAGAUGUAGCAACCAUUUAAUUCACUCAAUAUGGGCUAACUUUCAGACAUCAAACAGCAAUGUGAUCUUUGGAAACAGGUGGAGACAUCUGUUGGGACAAAGAGAAUUCUGGGAGCAUAUUGGAGGAAUUGAUAUAUGUUUGGAUCCAUCAAGCUUUGGCCAAGCAAAUACACAGGCUUUUAAUUCCUUGCUAAGGAAGUUGCAGAAGCAUGUUUCUUACGGAUCAUCUGUUGUUGAUUUGUAUGCGGGGUCUGGUAUCAUUGGAUUAUCUCUAGCAGCUACUAGGAAAUGCAGGUCUGUGAAAUGUGUUGAGAUCAACAAAGAGUCGGAACUUUCUUUUGAGAAGUCAGUCAGCCGGUUACCGAAAACCAUAGACAGCACUAUUAGUUGGCAUAACACAGACGCAUCUCUUGAACCUCUUCGCUGGCUUGAGGGUUCAGACGUCGUGAUUGUGGAUCCUCCUAGGAAAGGGUUGCAUCCAUCCCUAAUUGAUGCAUUAAGGCAUUUUGCGUUGUCUGAACGCAAGAUUCGCCAAGCACCUGACGGUUCGAUCGUAAAGAUGAAGGAUGAAAAAAGGCCAUGGAUUCUGCGUGCAAGGGAAGCUUCUGUUCACGUGGAAGGCAAAACAACUUGGGAUAAAAGCCAAAAGUGGCCUACCACUCUUAUCUACAUAAGUUGUGGAUGGGAAAGUUUUAAGGAGGAUAGCAGGAACUUGCUGUCAUCCAAGGCAUGGUAUAUGGAAAAAGCUCAUGCUUUCAACUUCUUCCCCGGUACUCAGAGCAUUGAAGUUCUAGCUGUGUUCAAACGUGGUGGUCCGCGGAUAGCACAGGCGAAAAAGAAAGCAGGGAAGAAAAAAACACCAAGGUGAAGCCACAGUGGAAAAUUAAAAGGCUGCAAGAAGAAAGUUUCUCGAUUUCAAAAGGUAACUGACUAGGGAAUCCAAGGUGCGCGACGAAAAUUUGGGCCGGAGAUGAUCAAGCAUCAGAACUGAUCAAACAGGUCAAGAGGAGAUGAAAUCACACAAGCAGUGCGGGGAGCUUGAGAGCAAUCUAGCCAAUUUAGCUGCAGAUGUUUGCGAACAUUAGACUUACUGCUUUCUAACAAUUUGUGGGGGACAUUCUGGCACAAGGAAGGUGACAUGUUCCAAUAAGUAGAAUGCAAAGCAAACAUGUGAAGUGUUUGACUUAUUUCGGUCUCAUAAUGAGAUCAUUUUGAUCUAUGUUGUAUCUGAUGAAUAGACGGCCAGACAAUGCAAUGAUUGCCAUGCACAAUUAUUUUUUUUGAAGUAAUCAAACAUGAUUAAUUUUUUGUCA
Messenger RNA from Musa acuminata subsp. malaccensis (wild Malaysian banana), 2046 nucleotides. RefSeq lists its product as uncharacterized. Gene Ontology annotation, molecular function: RNA methyltransferase activity. NCBI's taxonomy places the organism in Eukaryota, Viridiplantae, Streptophyta, Magnoliopsida, Zingiberales, Musaceae. The record is from RefSeq and is a predicted model, not a curated record. Gene Ontology annotation, biological process: RNA processing.